This is a messenger RNA of Spea bombifrons (plains spadefoot toad), 1127 nucleotides long. It is a transcript of the gene CNIH2, whose product is annotated as cornichon family AMPA receptor auxiliary protein 2. NCBI's taxonomy places the organism in Eukaryota, Metazoa, Chordata, Amphibia, Anura, Pelobatidae. Gene Ontology annotation, cellular component: synapse; dendrite. The coding region runs from base 240 to 728 and encodes 162 amino acids. The record is from RefSeq and is a predicted model, not a curated record. Gene Ontology annotation, biological process: vesicle-mediated transport; regulation of AMPA receptor activity. The transcript has 7 exons.
CAUAUUUGGAGUAUUCUCUUCGACGUCUCAAAGCAUUCGCUGUUGGCCCUUUUUGACCUGACUCACUAUACGCUAAACAUUCUCUGAGCAUCAACACUCUUCCAGCAAGUUAAUCUGUGCUGUCUCUUUGCAAAGUCAACUCUUAGGAAAAGCAUUCAUCACGCAUUCUCACAGAAGACUCUAUCUCAGCACACUAAAGGAGCCGAACAGUCUCUUUCCCUGCAAUUUCAACACCAGCGAUGGCGUUCACCUUUGCUGCGUUCUGUUACAUGCUGACUCUCGUCCUCUGUGCAUCUCUUAUUUUUUUCAUCAUCUGGCACAUCAUUGCUUUUGAUGAACUUCGGACAGACUUUAAAAAUCCCAUUGAACAGGGAAAUCCCUCUAGAGCGAGAGAGAGGGUUAAGAACGUGGAGCGGAUUUGCUGCUUGCUCAGAAAGCUUGUAGUGCCUGAGUACUGCAUCCAUGGUCUUUUCUGCCUGAUGUUUAUGUGUGCUGCUGAAUGGGUUACCCUUGGUCUGAACAUACCUCUCUUAUUCUACCAUCUCUGGAGGUACUUCCACCGGCCUGCAGACGGCUCAGAAGCAAUGUUUGAUCCAGUAUCCAUAAUGAAUGUGGAUAUCUUAAAUUACUGUCAAAAGGAGGCCUGGUGUAAACUGGCAUUCUACCUGCUAUCUUUCUUCUACUACUUGUACAGGGUGGGGGCCACUGUACGUUAUGUCAGCGCGUAGGAUGCUGUGCCUCUGAUGUUUGAUUUAUACGCUCGUCACUUUUUGAAUCAAGCCUCUCCAAACCUUUGAAUCCAGGCGACAGAAGAAAGAAAUGUAAGAGAAAAUGGAGACACUUGCUGAUACAAGGAAUAUACUGCAGGGCAUCAGUUCCAACACCCUGCCUACUAGUAGAUUAUUUUGUUUGUAUCUUUCACUCUCCAUCGCUCUCCCUAUUCUGUCCUCCCUUUAUCCUUUACUUUAUAACCCCUUCUCCACUCUCUUCUUCCCCUCUUCUUAUUGCCUCUCUCUCUUUUUAGACUGCUGCUGGCUUACAGCUUUUAUUCGUCUGUUUGAAGUCUGUGACUUUAUUUCUUCAGAGAUGUGUGAGGUUUACUGUCAAUAAAAAUAUAUAUAUAUCUA